AUGUUGGCUGCAGGGACUGACUGCACAGUGAUGUUCGAGCAGUACCAUCUGCGCAGCCAGGCAGCCUUAGACAAAGUCGCAGGCUGCAAGGUCGCCGCUCUCAAGGGCAAGUCUCCCGCCAUGGGCCCCAUGUUCAUUGAGCUCCAACGUCGCGUUGCAGAAAGACUGAGCGGAGAACCAAAGCGGCCUCGCAGCGUGCAAGUUUUGUUCCUUUUGGAUGUGAUAGCAGCUGUGCUUGCGCUGUGCUGGUCAGUCCGUGCAAGUGCUACCACACCGACUUGGCAACUUCUUUCAGCUCCACUCGCCAUUCAGCUCCUGUUAUUGCGACUAUUCGGACAGGCGCAUGCCCUCGGCCACAUGCAGAUCUGGCCCGCACCGACAGUGACAUUUUGGCGACGCUUGCUGACAGCGAUUGGGAGUCCUGGCAUCGGCCUGGCGACGGUCCCGGAGUCCAGCGAAAACCCGCGCAAGAUGCUGAACGAAGCGCACGUUGCGGCGCAGUUCGAGUUCCCAGAUGGGCGUGGACCGUGCGAGCACCAGUCCGUUCACCACGUUCGCGGUGCCGAGCUUGAGCACGACCAGUGCUACAAGGUCUGUUCAAUGGGCGGGCUGUUGAGGAUCGGCGGGCGCCAGACCUACCUGACGGUGAACACAUUCCAGCGUUUUCGAUGGUACCAGAUUUUGGCUGGCGUGUUUUCGGAUUGCAUGUUGCCUGCCGUGGCCGUCAUCGAGCGCGUCGCCUUUCUCUCGCACUCUUGGGUACCGCAAGCCCAUUGGGUCGAGAUCGGGGUUUGCACGUUGGGGAUUCUCGCGUCAUGCGCGUUUCUCAGGGCAUCCUUGCUGCUGUUCGCGAAAGGCAUGGGAGGAGUGUGCUGCUUCGCAUGCGCGCAGUUUCUCAAGCAGCACCUUGUUGCAUCCAAUGCCGAGCUUUUUUUCGCACAGCACGUGUGGGACCGCGAAGUUGGCGAAGAAGAGGUGAACCAGGAUUGGGGCAAACACAACGCUGAGACGUCGGUGUCUCUGAGGGGCAUGGAGAGCCAUCCCGCGUGCUGGGGAAUGCCGUGGAUGGCAGGAGCCAAUCCGUCAACUCUGACGUAUCAUCUCGAACACACGUUGUUCCCUGGCGUGGCCUAUGCGAACUUGCCCAAGAUCGCAAGGAUCGUGGAGACCACUUGCGCCGAGUUCGGCGUCGGGUGCGACGUGCUGGUCGGCGGAUCGAAGUUGCGUCGGAGAUGGACGACUAAGCUCACCCACUACGCCACUGAUCAGACGAAGGCUGUGGGCAUUUCGAGUAUUGUAGACGCCGCUCGAGAGUUGUUUCAAUUUGUGUUUAUGCUGCUCACAGGCGGUUCGGCUGGGCGGGUGGGCUCGCGCGCAGGUGGAGGCUGCCCCGCUUGGAAGCUUGCCAGGACGUCGGGCUCUCUCCCAGAUGUUCCCGAAGAGCCCCUCGGGAACCUCGGAGUGACGGUGAAGGCCGGUGAUUUGCAUGGGCAUCCCAUGGGCCUCGCCAGGACGGCGGGCAACGGCGGCGCGGGCGGCGGCAGCAAGGCGGGCUGGGUCAGUGCCGACCGCGCGCGCGGCCCCGCGCGGCCGCCCUGGUCGAGGACGCGCGCCGCGGCGGCCAGGGCACGCGGACCCCGCAGCGGGGCCGAGGCAGGCACGCGGCUGGAGGUCAAGGCCUUGCAGCGCGAGAUCGGCGGCAUCAAGAAGGAGAGCAUGGCGCUGCAGCGCUCGACGCCGAGGGGCGGCGCGGGCGCGGAGGAGGCGCGCGGCAGUGACAAGGUGGCCGUGCUGCGGGGCAUCGUCGCGAAGCAGGAGGCCAUGGGCAGCUCGAGUGUCCUCCUGGCAUCCUACCGCAGCGAGCUGGCCGAGCUGGACAAGCGCUGCGUAGCGAAGCAGGGGCAGGUGUCCGCGCGGAAGGAGGCCCUCGCCUGCGCCGAGAAGGAGCUCGAGGAGGUGUUGGCCGAGCGUGCAGCCCUCGGCGCGGAGCGCGCCAAGGUCGCCGCGGCCCACCUGGCGGAGAUCGCGACCAAGGCCGCAUCGCCUGCCGAGCGAGGGCGGCUCGCCUUAGGCUUCCUUGGCAACCUCCAGGCCGCGGCGAGGCCGCUACCGUCGCCGCUGCACCAAAGCCGAGCGGCGCAGGGGGGCGGCACCUGCGUGAAGCCAGUCGAGGGCGAUGGAGUCGGCCUUGGUUGCGGAUCCGGGGCGGCCGUCCGCCAAGGCAAGAGGCCACCGCCACAGUGCCAGAGGCCCCCCGCGGCCCGCGCGGCGCUCGAGGGUGGCUCCGCGGGGGCAGGCCCUCGCGGCGAGGGCGGCUGCCGCCCUAGCCGCCCCGAGGGCGCGGCCCCGAGGCGGCCAGCCUGGCAGCGGCGCGCUCGCCCCAGGCGCAAGGACACCUUCGAGAUCAUGACGGUCAACGGGUCUGCAUGGGGCCCGCUCACCCAGCUCUGGCAGGAGAAGAAGGCUGGCGCUGGGUUCGUGGAGAGCCACCGUGCGGACGCGUGGCUCGUCCAGGAGACGCACCUCCACGCGCGCGACAUCAGCGUCCAGGAGGCGUGGUGCAGAUGCGCAGGGGUGAAAGCCGCCUUGGCGUCUGGCGCAGCUGGCACCGGCGGCGCAGGGGGCGCCCGCGCGGCCUCGGGCGGCGUCGGUGUCGCCGCACCCGCCACGCACGGCUUGGCCAACGCCAGCACGGCGGGCGGCGGCCGCGUGACCUGCAGCGACGGGCGCGGCAUCGUCGCGGCGACGGGCGCAGCCCGCCGUGGCGGCCUCGCCCUCGGCAGCAUCUACCUGGCCAACGACAUGCGCAGGCCGCGGGUUCUCGGCGGCGACUUCAGCGCCGCGCCCGACGUCCUCAAGGCGAAGGCGGGCUGGCGGCUGGAGGCGGUGCAGGGCGCAGUCGCGCAGUCGGCCGAGGGCGAAACUUGUUUCCAGGCCGCCGCGCCCACCUACCUCGACUGCCCCGUCGCGCACCGCAGCCUGGCGGAGGCCGGGAGGCGCUGCAGCGCGGUCACCCCUGGGCCAUUCAGGCCCCACUGCGCCGUCAAGCUCGCGCUGAACGCGCGCAUGGAGAUCGCGCCCGCGCGGGUCCUGAGGCAGCCGAAGCCGUUCCCCAGGGAGCUGCCCGUCGGCCCGCGGCGCGAGGCCGCCCCGCCGUCUGCCGACCUGCAGGCGCUGGCGGCCGCGGCGAUCUCCUCCCCAGCAGCGAUGGAGGAGGCCGGCCUCGGGGCCAUGCGCCAGGCCGAGGCAGAGCUGUGCCGCGCGUUCCACGUCGACGACCCGCUGGACGCGCAGGCGCACAGCGGGCGCUGCCAGGGGCCCGAGGAGCGCUGGGCGCGCCCUGCACACGACCUCCCGCAGAUCUCGGGCGGGCCCAAGUCGAGCGGGCAGGCGCGGCACCUCCUCGCCGUGGCCGACUACCUGGACGACGCCGCGCAGCGGCGCGCGCCCGCGCGGGCGGCCAAGUGCCGCGGCGCCCGUUGGGUGGCCGCGCUGGAGGCCGCGGCCGUCGCGACUGCCGACGAGCUGGCGGCGCUGGCCUCGAAGCCCGCCACGGGGCCGCCGAGCGGGCCGCUCAGCACGGAGGACGAGCUGGACACGCUGUGCGCCCCGAGAGCGGGCCAGCGCGAGGUGGGCGCCAUCGACGGGCAUUGGGCGACCGAGGUCUGGAGCGCGGCCGACGGCUCAGACGGGUGGCAGGACUUCGAGAGGCAGUCGGGCUCGGAGGCAUCCACGGCCACGGCCGAGCUUUUCGUAGACAUCGGCAUGGCGGCCGAGGAGCGGGGCGGCUGGCCGCUGGCGGCGCGGGCGUGGCUCAUCGCGAUGCUGCCCGAGCCCGCGGGCGGCUGGCGGCCCAUCGGACUGCUCUCCAGCAUCCCACGGAUCUGCAACAGGCUCAGACAGGCGCUGGCCGCCGAGGCGGCAGGGGCACAGCAGCUUCACGGAGCCGCGCUGCUGAUCGACCUCGAGAAGGCACACGAGACGGCGCGGCUGGCCCGCGCCGAGCGCCUGGCCCGCCGAGCUGGCCUGCACGGCCGAUUGGUCCGCUGCGCCACGUCGACCUACCGCGAGCGCCGACGCAUUCGGGUGGGCACCGUCGUCGCCGAGGCGCGCACGCUGGAUGCGGGCCUGCUGGCUGGGUGCGCGCGCGCGGGGAGGGCCCCGAAGGCGGCGAUGCUACCGGUGGCGAAGGCGCACUCCGAAGAGUUUGGCGCCUGCAGCAGCGGCGAGCUGAAGUCCGACAUGUGCAUCUUCUACGACGACGCGACUGUGGCCUGCUACGGGCGCGCCCCGAGGGCGAUCGCGAAGCACCCGGUGGAGGCGGGGCUCGCGGCGGCGGCGGGUCUGGCCGCGCUCGGCUGCAGGAUCUCGGGGGCCAAGACGGAGGCGGCGGCCUCCGACCCGCUGGCGCGAGACAAGGUCCAGGCGGCGCUGAAGCCCGGCAACCUGAGCGCCAGGCCGACGAAAGUCACGAAGAACCUGGGCGUGGACUUCUGCCUGGACGGCUCGGCCGCGGCGGCGGCGGCGGCGAGGUGGGCUUCGCUGGCCGCCGCCCCCUGGCGCGACCCCUGGUGCUCGCAGGCCGAGCAGGCGCUUCCGGCCCGGGGUCGCGGGCUCGCGCGGGACCACCCCGACGCCACCAACGACGACAUGCCCUGGGCGCGGAGGCACGCCGUGCGGGCUCGCCUCGAGCAGGGGCGCGGCGCCCUGGCGGGGCGCGGCCCCGCGGCGGCGGCGCUGCUCGCGCUCGAGCGGCUCGGACGGAGCUCAACGGCAAUGCACCGAUGGACCGCGGACGACGGGGCGCCGCCGAAGCUCGAGGAGAUCGGCGGCCACACGCUGCGCAGGCACAUCCGCGACUCACACCAGCGCCGGCUCUGGCGCGAAGCCGCAGCUCGCGCCGAGGACUUCGGGCGCGCGGCCAGCGGCGCAGCUGCCAGCGGCCUCCGUCGGCGGAUGCUCGCAGCCAAGGCGAACACCGAGCAGCGGGCGCGGCGGUCCAGCGCACGCAACGCUGCCCUCGGCGGGCUCAGGCCCGCGGCCCGCCGAACCGCCCUCGACCCGCCACCGCGCCGCUCGGACGCCUGCCCCGCGGGGCGCGGCUGCCGCGGCACGGCGCGGCACCUCGCCUGGCGGUGCCCCGCCCUCGCGGCGGCGAGGCGCGACGCCAUCGCGGGCGACGAGACGCUGCAGGCGUUCGCCGACGUGGCCGAGGCGCCCGACAGCGAGGACCCCCGCUGCUCGAGGGCCCUGAUCCCCGACCAGAUGGCCGCCCUCCCGCCGCCGCUGGAGACCGAGGUGCGCGCUGGCCGGGGGCUCGCGGCGCCGCAGGCCCGCGGCGCUGCGCGUGGCGCCCGGGGCUGCGUCCCCGCCCACCUGCCGCAGGACGCCAGCGCGGGCGAGAUCCUGGCUGCGACCCGCGCCCUGCGCUGGGGUAUGCCAGGCGCGGACGGACCCCCCUUGAUCAGGACGGGCUGCGAGCUGCUCGUGACGGGGUUCGCCGCGGGCAGGGCCUGGCGCUGCGCGCAGGACCGCCCGCGCCUGGAGGCGCGGCGCGAGUUCUGGCAGGCCGUGGAGGGCUUCGGCGGCCAGCGCCUCGCGCGGGUCACCAAGGUGAAGGGGCGCGCUGGGCUCCGCUCGGUCCGCGACGGCCACGCAAUGCCAGACGACUACGAGGGCAACCGCGCCGCGGACAGCUCCGCCAAGAAGGGCGCGGAGCUCCACCCCACGCGCGAGGCGGCGGCGAGCUCCGAGAUGCGCAUUGCGAUCUAUGCAGAGGAUGACUCCGCGGCUACGUGCCUGCACAAGCUCGCCGGCAGGCACGACGUCGAGGUGCUCGGCCUCAUCGCCUCGGGCGUUCCAUGCCCCAGCUUCGCCUCCCGGUGCGUGGAGUUUGGAUUCGGGCUCGCGAGCCUGAGCAGCACAGAAGCUGCUGCCAAGGUGCUGGAGAGCUUCAAGGCGGACGCGAUCAUGUGCCUGCCAGACCUAGGGGCGGAGCUGCCCGCCAUGUUCGCGGGACUGCCGGCCGAGGGCGGCGCGAAGAAGUACGCCGUGCGCGCGGGGGUCGCCAUGCGCGGCGCUCCGUGGCCCGAGUUCGGGCCCAUCUGGCUCGGCCACGCCGCCAGCGCCGUGCGCCUCGUGCCCGUCCUCCCGCGCGCGGCCGCGGGCGCCGGCGCCGCAGUCUCGGUGCCGCUGGGGCCCGGCGAGACGGCCCUCACGCUGCGCGCCAAGCACAUGGAGGCCACG
Messenger RNA from Prorocentrum cordatum, 6246 nucleotides. Lineage: Eukaryota; Dinophyceae; Prorocentrales; Prorocentraceae. The record is from the annotation of a GenBank genome assembly.